AGCUGGUUCCGCGCCGCGGCCGCCGCGACAGGUGCAGCAGAGCCGAGCCGGCCGCGCUCCGAACGGCGCCUCCCGCCCCACCAUGGGCAACAGCGCGAGCCGCAACGACUUCGAGUGGGUCUACACCGACCAGCCGCACACGCAGCGGCGCAAGGAGAUACUGGCCAAGUACCCAGCCAUCAAGGCCCUGAUGCGGCCGGACCCGCGCCUCAAGUGGGCGGUGCUGGCGUUGGUGCUGGUGCAGCUGCUGGCCUGCUGGCUGGUGCGCGGGCUGGCCUGGCGCUGGCUGCUGUUCUGGGCCUACGCCUUUGGAGGCUGCGUGAACCACUCGCUGACGCUGGCCAUCCACGACAUCUCACACAACGCGGCCUUCGGCACGGGCUGUGCGGCGCGCAACCGCUGGCUGGCCGUGUUCGCCAACCUGCCCGUGGGUGUGCCCUACGCCGCCUCCUUCAAGAAGUACCAUGUGGACCACCACCGCUACCUGGGUGGCGAUGGGCUGGACGUGGACGUGCCCACGCGUCUGGAGGGCUGGUUCUUCUGCACGCCCGCCCGCAAGCUGCUGUGGCUGGUGCUGCAGCCCUUCUUCUACUCGCUGCGGCCGCUCUGCGUCCACCCCAAGGCCGUGACCCGCAUGGAGGUGCUCAACACGCUGGUGCAGCUGGCGGCCGACCUGGCCAUCUUUGCCCUCUGGGGGCUCAAGCCCGUGGUCUACCUGCUGGCCAGCUCCUUCCUGGGCCUGGGCCUGCACCCCAUCUCGGGCCACUUCGUGGCCGAGCACUACAUGUUCCUCAAGGGCCACGAGACCUACUCCUACUAUGGGCCUCUCAACUGGAUCACCUUCAAUGUGGGCUACCACGUGGAGCACCACGACUUCCCCAGCAUCCCGGGCUACAACCUGCCGCUGGUGCGGAAGAUCGCGCCCGAGUACUACGACCACCUGCCACAGCACCACUCCUGGGUGAAGGUGCUCUGGGAUUUUGUGUUUGAGGACUCCCUGGGGCCCUACGCCAGGGUGAAGCGGGUGUAUAGGCUGGCAAAGGAUGGUCUGUGAGCCCGGGCUGCCUCCUGGUGGUGGCCAUUGUCCCCCAUCGGCCCCUCAGCCUUGCACCCCAGCACUGAGAAGCUACAUUUCCUUCCUGUGCUCUGGACUGCUGCCCUUGUCCCCGAGGAGUGUCCCGCGCAGCCACACCUGGCAACAGCAGUGUGGGCUGCAGGUCUGCACGUGGACUUGCCCUGGACCUUGAGUGUGGCCCUCCCUUUCUGGGCCUCCCCAGGUGAGGCCUGGCCCUGCCCCACCGUGACCUGGGUGCUCUGAGCCCACGGUUCCCACGGAGCUGACUCCUCUGGGGUGCCUGUGCCCUACAUUAAACCCGGCGUUUGUUUCACA
Molecule: messenger RNA, 1390 nt
Organism: Gorilla gorilla gorilla (western lowland gorilla)
Lineage: Eukaryota; Metazoa; Chordata; Mammalia; Primates; Hominidae
Gene: DEGS2
Product: delta 4-desaturase, sphingolipid 2
Exons: 3
Coding region: 83-1054 (323 amino acids)
Biological process (GO): ceramide biosynthetic process; sphinganine metabolic process
Cellular component (GO): membrane
Molecular function (GO): sphingolipid delta-4 desaturase activity
Source: RefSeq, a predicted model, not a curated record